AUGGAGCCCGGCAAUUUUGCCACUUUGGACGGGGCCAAGGAUAUCGAAGGCUUGCUGGGAGCAGGAGGGAGUCGGAAUCUAGUCUCCCACUCCCCACUGACCAGCCACCCUGCGGCGGCGCCUACGCUUAUGCCAGCGGUCAACUAUCCCUCCCUGGAUCUGCCAGGCUCUGCGGAACCGCCAAAGCAGUGCCACCCAUGUCCCGGGGUGCCCCAGGGGGCGUCCCCAGCUCCAGUGCCUUAUGGCUACUUUGGAGGCGGGUACUAUUCCUGCCGAGUGUCCCGGAGCUCUCUGAAACCCUGUGCCCAGGCAGCCACUCUGGCCGCGUACCCCGCGGAGACUCCAGCGGCCGGGGAGGAGUACCCCAGCCGCCACACCGAAUUUGCCUUCUAUCCGGGGUACCCGGGACCCUACCAGCCUAUGGCCAGUUACUUAGACGUGUCAGUGGUGCAGACGCUGGGUGCCCCAGGAGAGCCUCGCCACGACACCCUGCUGCCUGUGGACAGUUACCAGCCCUGGGCCCUCACCGGUGGCUGGAACAGCCAGAUGUGUUGCCAGGGAGAACAGAAUCCACCGGGCUCCUUCUGGAAGGCAGCAUUUGCAGACUCAAGCGCUCAGCACCCUCCAGAAGGCUGUACCUUCCACCGAGGCCGCAAGAAACGCAUUCCCUACAGCAAGGGGCAGUUGCGGGAGCUUGAGCGAGAGUAUUCAGCCAAUAAGUUCAUCACCAAGGACAAGAGGCGCAAGAUCUCGGCAGCCACCAGCCUCUCAGAGCGCCAGAUCACCAUCUGGUUUCAGAAUCGCAGGGUCAAAGAGAAAAAGGUCCUUGCCAAGGUCAAGACCAGUGCUACUCAGUGA
Pteronotus mesoamericanus is the source of this 858-nucleotide messenger RNA. RefSeq names its product homeobox B13 (gene HOXB13). Bases 1 to 858 code for a protein of 285 amino acids. The record is from RefSeq and is a predicted model, not a curated record. Gene Ontology annotation, biological process: regulation of transcription by RNA polymerase II. Lineage: Eukaryota; Metazoa; Chordata; Mammalia; Chiroptera; Mormoopidae. The transcript is spliced from 2 exons. Gene Ontology annotation, molecular function: DNA-binding transcription factor activity, RNA polymerase II-specific; RNA polymerase II cis-regulatory region sequence-specific DNA binding.